GACAAAAAUAAACACAGACGGAGUCGGAGUCGCACUGAGCCAGAAACGACCGCAGCCGCUGUGCCCUUGUUGUAAAAAAGAUAAGUUCGAGUGUCACUGGACUCAAUUGGCCGGUAAACGCUGCCGGAGUUGGUCUUCGCCAGAAACAGUGAGAAAGUCAUUCAACUUUCCCUUCCUUUUUAUUAAUAAACUUUCUUAAAUGCGAUUUCAGCGCAAUUCGCGGUCGCGACAGCAGAUCAGAACACCAUUCCGCACCAAACCGACGCAAUUGAAAACCUAAAUUGCAGCUACAUUAGAGAAUUAGGGUAUUAAUGUCCGCAAGUACAAUUUCAUUCAUACUCUAAUGAUUAACUGUUAAUGACAAAAAUUUCGUCAUGAGGCAUAGCCAUAGUUCAUUCCCACCACAAAUCUUAGAAAACAAACUCGCUUCUCAAGAAGCAGAAAUCGAGCGACUCGCCGGCGACAAUCACCGAUUAGCAAACACACACAAAGCCUUAAGAGAUGCACUUGUAACUGCUGCACAAGAUGUGCAAAAGAUAAAGUCACACAUUAGAAGCACUCAAACUGAAAGUGACAUUCAAAUUAGAGUGUUGUUAGAUAAGAUUGCGAAAAUGGAGGUUGAUAUUAGAGCUAGUGAUAGUGUAAAGAAGGAGCUUAAACAUGCUCAUAUUGAAGCUCAGAGUUUGGCAGCUUCUAGACAGGAAUUGAGUGCAGAAAUUCAGUUAGCUACUCAGGAAUUGAAGAUGGCUAUUGGUGAUGUUAACAGUUUGCCAGAUUUGAAGGGUGAAAUGGAUAGUUUAGUGCAAGAGCACCAGAGGAUACGUGACACGUUUGAAUAUGAAAAGAGCAAGAAUGUAGAGCUAGUGGAUCUAUUGAAAGCAAAAGAGAAGAAUCUAAUUGCGAUGGCAAGAGAAGUUGAGAUAUUACGGGCCGAAAUUUCGAAUGCUGAGAAAAGAAUAAAUGCACCAAAUCUGUUUAGAGCAGCUACGCCAGCAGAUGGCAGUGGUCCCUUUCACGAUUCUUACGGGAGAGCUCACGGCCAGAUGGCUAUUGGCCAAGUAGGAGAGUCUAUGGUACCAAUGGGUGACAGCAAUGGAGUUGGAGUUGUAAAUAGUACUGAUGGAAGCGGCGGUGCUGGUUGGGCAGGUCAAUAUGAUCCCUCUGUUGCUGGGAGGUAAUAAUGUUUAAUGAGUGACCAUCAAUCAUAUGCAGCUUGACUUCAGCAUUUGUUGGUACAAUGCACGAGGGAUGUGAUGAUUUUUAUGUAAAUCUCAGAUUGGGCAGCAUUAUUUGUAGCUCAUUUCCUUUAGAUAUUAUACAGUUUUGCAAAUUGUUGAAUUAAAUUUGCAAAUGAGAGCCUGAGAUAUUUUUUCAAAAAAAACUUAUGGUAAAGUCUUGUAACUUGUAAGCAUAUCCAUGUAGUACUAGUAGUGAGCUAUAUGUUGUAUUUUUUUAAUUAAUUUUUAACCUGGAGCAAGCAAUCUUCUUAUGAAA
Molecule: messenger RNA, 1494 nt
Organism: Cicer arietinum (chickpea)
Lineage: Eukaryota; Viridiplantae; Streptophyta; Magnoliopsida; Fabales; Fabaceae
Product: protein FLX-like 4
Source: RefSeq, a predicted model, not a curated record